Messenger RNA from Ciona intestinalis (vase tunicate), 2342 nucleotides. The record is from RefSeq and is a predicted model, not a curated record. Lineage: Eukaryota; Metazoa; Chordata; Ascidiacea; Phlebobranchia; Cionidae.
UUUGCCAGACAAAUCACUCAAAAGGGCAAAUGGCCCGCAGAAAAACAAUUUCAGAUAAUGAUGAAUGUCAGUUUGGUCUCUACAGGAGACGACAACCGGUAGAACAUAAUGAAAAUCGUUGUCAUUAUCAAAAACGGCCAACACCUGUGUUUUCUGCAGCAUAUGCAAACAGGCCAAUUAUAUGUACAAAUGUUACUCAACAGCAGGCCAGAGAUUAUGUCCGGUUAGAACAAGAAGAACCACUUCCAUCGCAAAUAAUAACGCCCAGAACAAAUGUUCAAAGAGUAAAGCAAGUAAAAGAUUGCCUGGGUAAAGUGGCUUAUGGAAUGCCAGAGCAUAUGGUUCAGUUUUCAAAGUACUGGGGUGAGCUUGCAGCUCAGUUAAAGAAGAACAGAUCUCCAAGUUCACCACCAAUCUCACAUAACAUGACAGUCGAUUCAGAAGGUGUUAUUUUGAACAAGGCUCUAAGAAUUGACCAUUUGUCAUAUGGACCAAAUGCACAAUACAUGAGAGUAUCACCAAACUGGCAGGCACAAGGUACAAGCGGGAGUAUCAAAGAUGUCGGCUUUGGACAGUAUGGGCGUGUGUUUCAUGUUGUAGACGUUGCAAGCCAAAGAGAAGGGCACAUUUUUGAUUUUGCGGAAAAGAUCAUUCCUUUGGACAGGUUUAAUGAAAAUGAACUUAAUAUUUUAUGCAGUGUUGAUCACAAAAACAUAGUUAAAUGCUAUGGAGGCAUUAAGACUGUCCAUGGCAUUCAUAUCUUAAUGCAGUUUGCCCCAGGGGGAAACAUUGAUCAAUUGCUGCGAGAAAAUUCCAAUGCCGAGCCAGCAGAGGAAACAACAGACAAUAGGCUAAGAAAGGAGUUCUGGGCGCUUGAAUAUUACAAACAAGUAAUGUCUGCCUUGCAAUAUCUUCACACCCACUAUAUUGUGCAUUGUGAUGUAAAAGCCAGCAAUGUAAUGUUAUCAAGUGACCAACGCCGUUGUUUCCUAACGGACUUCGGCGAAACAAUGCGAGUUCCGCAAGGGGAAGAAUAUGUGAAACUAGACAAUGUAGUUGGCACAGAGGCCUACAUGAGUCCUGAAGUCAUUGAGUUUCAAGUUUACAACUUAUUAAGCGACGUAUGGUCAGCUGCAUGCUUCCUAUUAAACAUGAUCACACGUAAACAGCCCUGGUCCAUAUCUUGCCCAAACCUUGGUACUUACAUGUACAUUAUCCCACAAAGGCCUUUCAAAAUUUUGAAAGAAAUCCCGGAUUGGGUGCAGGGAAACACGUUGCGUAUUUUAGAAUCUUCAUUUGUUGAUGUCUCCAAGAGAAUUGCCUCCACUGAGCUUCUUAUGCUCGCUGGUAAAGCAAUCGAAGUUGUUUCGACAGUGUAUCAGUCAUUGGCCAUUCCAUCUUAUGGAGGACAAUCCACAAGCGUUGAAAUUGAAAGUUGUACUUCCUCCAUACCCUAUGAAAGCACUGGUAGUGAAAUAAUUCAAAAUUCAGACUUGGUGGAACAAAUUUCACAGCAGCAGUCAAACCUGGAACAAAUUUCACAGCAGCAGUCAAAUCAACCGAGUUGUGAUGUUGGUUUUACUCCCGAAAGUCCAGAAAAACACAAAGAUCCCUUUAGAGAUGAUCACUCGCUGGAAGAAAAUGACUCCGCACAUACUGAAGUGAACAGCAGUGUUUCCAUAUCCGAAGAGCCUUGCUUUGAGCACAUUGUUCAAGAGGAAUUAGCAGAACCAAUGGUAAACACUGAUAACCGAGUUGACCAACAGCUCUCACCAUCUGAUGAGUUGGAACAAUUGCUUAAUGAACAUUACUGUGAAGAUGAAGAAACUUCAAAUAUAGAUCCGAAUGAUGCAGCAGAAGAACUGGAUAGACUAUUGGCAGAAUCUGAAUUAUUAAACGGAGAUAUUGAGAGUGACUCUGCCUUUAACAACAGAAGCUACUUUUAUCAAACAAACAUUGUUAUUACAAGUGCAUCUUCAAAUACAUCUUGUAAAAGAGUUGUGCCGCCAUGAAAGAACAGACUUCGCAGGGAAAGUGAAUCAUUAAUUUCCUUUUGCUGAUAACGCGAUUUAAAAACGGUGCCGAGGCAAUGCGUUCCACUGUACUUCACAUUCUAUUUUAUGCAGCAAAUUUUAACAGCCAAUAUAUAUGUAAACCCUCGGGUACAUUUGAGGCUAUGCAGUUCAGUACAGUGGCUAAUUUUUCAUUUUUUUACAUCGCCUGUUAGAGUUUUUAUUCUUAUCGUGUAAAGUUUCAGUAAAAAACAUGUUUUUAUUUUUACACUUUGAUGCACUUAUUUUUUCAUCAGCAAAGAAACUUCAAUAAAAUUCCUGAAAAUGCAA